Molecule: messenger RNA, 816 nt
Organism: Plasmodium fragile
Lineage: Eukaryota; Apicomplexa; Aconoidasida; Haemosporida; Plasmodiidae
Exons: 1
Coding region: 1-816 (271 amino acids)
Biological process (GO): mRNA splicing, via spliceosome
Cellular component (GO): spliceosomal complex; U4/U6 x U5 tri-snRNP complex
Molecular function (GO): zinc ion binding; nucleic acid binding
Source: RefSeq, a predicted model, not a curated record
AUGAACAGUAGGACGAGGGAUAAUGGUGGAGGCCCAUACGAGGAGCGGAACAAAGAACCUCGAGAUAAUAAUUCCUCCAGACAUAACCAAUCUUAUAAUAAAAAGCAGGACAGACAUGAUGAUGGCAAGGAAAGGAAAAGCCAAGCCACUAUUGACAAUUUUGGAAGGAAAGUUUGGGACAAGGAUUAUUAUAAAAAGAAAGCUGAAGAAAAAACGAUAAAUGAGGAGGACGAACUUAUUCUGAAGUUAUUACCUGACUUGAAGAAAAAAAAAGUACCUUCUCCUCCACCUCCAUCUGAAAGGAAACUAUUAGAAGGAAGGAAAGAAAUAUUAACACUUGAAAAAAACUUAGGCAAGGUACAAAUAGUAACAGAAAAAACAAUUAAACAAGAGCAAGGAGGUUACUACUGUAAAAUAUGUGACUGUGUGUUGAAGGAUUCUCAAACCUAUCUGGACCACAUCAACGGGAAAAAUCACAACCGCAUGCUUGGUUAUAGCAUGAAGGUGAAAAGGGUCGCACUUAGUGAUGUUAUUAAGAAAUUGGACAUCCUGCGAGAUGCCAAGAGGAAAAAGUCGCAACAGGAUGAUGUUCCUGUGGAGAUGGAUCCUGAAAGAAGAGUCAAAAAGAGGAUCCUCGAUUUGCAACAAAUGGAAGACAUGAAGGUACAGCGGCGGAAGGAAAAAAAGUUACUUAAAAAAUUGGAGAAGCAACGGAGGGAUGAGCAGGAAGGGGCCGAUGUGUUGGAGCAAGACGACCAGCAGGAUGACGAAGAUGCUCAGCUACGCAACAUGGGUCUCCCCACGUCCUUUGCCUAA